UCCGCUCGAGAGUUGUGGUAAUUAGCACAAGGAGUUUAAUCAGGUGUGUUAAAUGAGGGUAAACCAAAAACUGCAGGGCUCCGGCAGUUUUGACAACCCUGCUUUAGAGCUAGUGCUCCAGAUGAGAGGCAGGGAGAUGCAUUCUUGCCAGAACCCUAGUGGUCACCUAGAAAUGGGAAUUCAGUUUGGGAUUCUCAGCCCCCUUGCCAAGCACACAAACACUCCUUAAGUGGGUGGGUCCACACUGUGUGUGCUGUGAGGGCUCACUGUCUGCAAUUCACUGCAUAUAUGCUGUGUUAGCAGUGGGGCUCCCCCUGUCUCCAAUUCACCACAUAUGUACUGUGUCAGCAGUGAGGGGGCCCUGACUGCCAUUCACUUCAAAUACUGUAUUGGCAGUGAUGGCCCCCGUCUGCCAUUCACUGCAUAUACAUACUGUGUUAGCAGCGAGUCCCCCUCUCUGCCAUUCACUACAUAUACUUUGUUAGAAGUGCCAUUGUCUGCACUGUAUAAAAAAGUGCCUAUAUAUAAAACAUUAAAACAGAAGUGCCACACAAAUCAAACAUAUAAACCGAAUAUGACUUUCAGCCUUGACAUGUAAGAUACUGCUCUGUUUCUAAGUACUGGGUACUUAGCAACAUUUUAAUAAAGAAACCCUGUUUUCGUAUUUACAAUACAAACGGCCACAUCUCUGCUGCCAUCUGUCGGUGCGAUAUCAAGGAGCUGGUAUUUAAACUGUUGUAACCAACCAGGAUCACGGGAGUAAAUGAAAGAAAUAAGAUGAUUUUAUGAUGGUUACUACUGCUGUAUGCUGUUGAUCAACACUUGCAGGCAUAGUGACAUGAGCUGGUGUCGUCGUAUGUAAUAAAGCUAAUCAUUCACGGAUACCUGGGGCCUGUACUACGAAGCGGGGUUACUGGCUUAUCGGGGUAACUUGUCGGAUUUAAGGUAGUCUGGGCAAAAUGAAGUGAACGAAUAUGAAGUCCUUUUAAACUGUGGUACCUUAAAUCCGACAAGUUACCCCGAUAAGCCCGUAACCCCGCUAUGUAGUACAAGCCACUGUGCGCUAUUUAUACUGUAGCUAAUGAGGAUCAGGCAGGGAAGCGAGGUCAGCAGAAACGCUUCGGUGCUCGGGAGGCAGCGCCAUACACUGUCCUUCUCUUUACCUUCAUUUCAUAAACUCCCUUCUUCUUUUCGGAUUUAAAGAAUGAGCUGAGAGAUAGCUGCAAGAUGCACGGUGCCCCACUGCCACAGCCUGGCCAUUAGCGACACACAAGCCCGUUUUUUCUGAAGCGAAAUCGCAUCACCCGCGACAUGACUCUGCCUGUUCCGGUUCCCCGGCCGUCCUACUCCCAGGCACGGGAGACGCUGGUCAAAGCCAUCCCGCCAAAAAUCAUCUGCCUGCUGGCCUGCGGGGGGAGGGACUGCCGCUACGAGGGUCCGGAAUGCUGGAGAGCCAGCCAGCAGGCGAUUCGGGGGCUCUUCUCGUCAUGGAUCACCGAGAACAUCGUGGCGAUGUCACGACCUUCUACACAGCUCAUCCAAACCUACAACAUCAUCGAGCAGUUCCACAAGGUGAACAUCAGGUCCAUCAUAAACAUGCAGCUGUGUGGAGAGCACGCUCACUGCGGCCCCCCCUUGGAGCCCGACUCCGGCUUCUCCUACUCCCCGCAGAUCUUCAUGGAGAAUGGCAUCUCCUUCUAUAACUUCGGCAUGCCGGACUUCAGCGUGGCAUCGCUGCCCAGGAUGCUGGAUGCGGUGAAGGUGCUAGCGUUCGCCGUGCGGCAGGGGAGAGUCGCCGUGCACUGUCAUGCGGGCCUGGGCCGCACUGGUGUGCUGAUCGCCUGCUACCUGACCUACGAGCUGCGCGUCACCCCCAGCGAGGCAGUGCACUACAUACGGCUCAGGCGGCCGCGCUCUGUACAGACACGCGCCCAGAUCCGUAUGGUCUUCAGCUUUGCUUGCCUGCUGGCCACGCAGCUGGUGCUGUACCCGGACCUAAGCCACAGGCACGGCGCCCCCUUCAGCUUGCGGCAGCACCUGCAGCGGCAGGGCCUCCUGCUCCAUGGCGAGGAGGCGCGUCGCCUGAAGAAUGUGCCCAAGGUGGUGGACUUCCUCUGCAGGAGGUUGGUGGCCCUGGCCUGGGGCCAAGAGUGCUCUCAUGGCUGGAAGGUGGAGGUGGCGAGGCGGGCGGCUGUGCUGGAGCUGACAAAGGUGGUGAGAAACACUCUGCUCAGUACAGACUUCCCGGUCCAUCUCAGGGAUCCUACGGCAUGGAAGCCCUCUAUCUGUACAGGGUCUUCCUGGGAUGAGCAAGAUGGCUUCCUGGAGUGGAAGAGGGAGGUUUUCCUAAACAAGAGGAGUUAUAGUGACUCUGACCUCGGCAAGGUCUCCAUCUAUGAGGAUCUAGACUUUGAGCAGUACCCUACUCUGCCAGAAGGGGGCACCACAGGGGAGUUGAAGCUAAAUGGUGAAGCACCUGGAGGCUUGGAUCUGAGUGCCCCUAGAAUGCAGCACUGUAAUGGCUGGUCAAACACGGAUGGGUCUCUCUGCCUGAAACAUCAAGCUUUAUGCUGCCCUGUCUGUGCAGAGAGGUCUAAAUUCAAUCCCAAGAUGGUGCCGGUGCUGGCUAAGUGCACGUCAAGCUCAGAGCUACUGGGGACUAAUUUCUCCCACCUGGUGUCUACGUGUGGGGCCGUGGCCAUGGCAAUGGCAGAGCAGGAUCCCCCUGGGGAUGCGACCUUGCGGAAGUCUGCUGCACUGCAGAAGGAGCUAAAUGGGAACGAGUGCGGCUGGGCGGCACUUGCCACAGAAAUGGACCCUGGCGUCCUCAGCUGUCUGCUCUGGACCUGGCUGGAGAAGUUGCGGGAACCAGUUCUGGACGGGAAGGAUGUGGACCAGCUAAACAACAGCCCUCAUGGCCUCAAAAAGUUGCACAAGUGUCAAGACCAAACCAUCUGCUGUCUUCUCCGCUGCAUCAGUCAGGUGACCUGCCUCUGUCCACAGCUCGAGGACAGCAUCCUGCGGCGACUAGUCCGAGCCCUGACCAGGUGCUCCCUAGAUAACCUGGCAGGGUACGGUGCAGUGACACACCUCUUCAGGGACACUAUCCGCGGAAUACGACAGCGUGACCUGGUCACGGGAGCAGCGGCUCAGAUCGUUAAGAAGAGUAGAUGCAGAAAUCGGCAACGCAUCACUCUGCGCCUGCGAUGCCAAGAGGAUCCCCAGCUUUGAUGCCGUAGAACUUUCUGGAGGACCUGUGACAGAAGAGGCAGUUUUUUAACAUCAAGUUGUCCCUUUCGAGGGUAAUAUUAUACAUAUGCUGCUGUUCACCUUCUGUAACAUGCUGUUCUUGUGUGCAGAGUGUGAGGGUCAUGACCGCGUGAACAUAAACAUGUGAACAUGUGAACUUUGAUCGUUAUGUUAGUCCCUGGAAAUUUUUAACAUACAAAUGAUGCAGGAGGGGUGGCUCUGUUGUGUUUUAUUGUUGUGCUUGGGACAGGGCUAAGCAGUGUCAGGAAUACAUAUUGU
This is a messenger RNA of Paramormyrops kingsleyae, 3528 nucleotides long. RefSeq names its product protein tyrosine phosphatase domain-containing protein 1. The record is from RefSeq and is a predicted model, not a curated record. Gene Ontology annotation, molecular function: protein tyrosine phosphatase activity. Gene Ontology annotation, biological process: protein dephosphorylation; cilium assembly. Lineage: Eukaryota; Metazoa; Chordata; Actinopteri; Osteoglossiformes; Mormyridae.